UAGUGUAUAAUAUUUAUACAUAUAAGUGUUUAUUCUAUUGUUGGUACUAAUGCCAUUUAUUUUUUUAAUUUUGUAAAUUUAUAAGAAAUCAUUGAAAGUAAUUGAGUUUUUGAUUCAAUAAACUUCAAAAUGUCAACGGAGUGGACUAGUGAUGGUGGUUUAAUAGUUGAUACAGAUGAUUAUAAAGAUGUAUCCAGUAAUUUGGAUGAAUACUCAGAUUUUUCUUAUGAUCAAACAAAUGGUAUGGAUUGGUAUUUUCCUGAAGUUCUUGAGUUAUGUCAAAACAGCCGAUGGUUAUUGGAUGAAAACAAUUUUUCUUUAAAUGAAUCAUCUGUUUCUGAAAUUUGUAAUAUGCUCAAAAAUACAAUUCUUUGCGAAUUUCAAACAGAAAUAUUUUUACAGCAUCCAUUAAUUAUUCAGAAAUUAAUCAAAUGGCUGAAUGAAAAUAAAGAAAAAGAGUUGAUACUGGAAUGUCUAAUUUAUUUGGUAGAAAAACUAAUAAGAAGACACUAUGAAUGUACUACCGGUUUGUGUGAAAACAAUGAAAGUAUUAAUUCCAAUUAUGAUUCUAAUUCUCAUAUUUCGAUUAGAGGAACUUAUAGUGAAUCUACAACUAAUGAUGACAUUUCACGCUGGGGUAUUGCUAAAUUUUGUGUUUUACUGAUGCCUGUACUAUUGAAGCAUGUUAGCCUUAAUAGUGGAGGAGCUUUCUGUUUGUUUAUGUCCAGCAUGCAUCUUUUAUCAUCUAUAUCUAACAGUUGUAACGUUAAUUUUUACAUAGAUUUAGUAUUUUCUGAUUAUACAAUAAAAAAUAUACUAUUCAAUGAACCUCUAUCUUCACUUAAGUUUUUAAUUAUUGCUGAGGAAAUAUUAAAACAUGGUUCACCUAAUGAGCAAUUUAAAGUAAUAAUUUGUGACAUACUUAAGCAACCAUAUUGGAUUCAUCUUUAUCCUGAAUUGUACCACCAACUGUAUGAAAAAGUUAUUAAUGAAGAACUGUUAGAACAACAAAUUAUCAAAAGGGUUGAAGAUGCAUAUAUUUUAUCAUCCACUUCCAACUUGGAUAUAACACAAUAUGCAAAUUUAUUUAGAAGUUCAUUACCUAUUAUAUGUUUCCAUAAACAAUUUAAUAUAAUUGAUAAGUUUAUUACAAACACAUGUAAAUAUGCAAAAUUAACAGAAACAACAGAUAAUCAUAAAGAAUACAGCAAUAUUUUAUUGAGUUUGCUUUCUUUUAAAUCUGUAGAUGUUGCAUUACACACAUACUUAGCGCUUAAUAAUACACUGAAGAAAAUAUUUAAUCAUUCAAACUUUGAAACAAAAAAAUUUGAACGGUUAUUAAACAAUUUACUAUGCACUAAUGUGUUGAAUGAAAUUAUAUGUUUUGGCUGCAAUAAUUCAAACAAAGAGAUAUGUCAAUCAGCAUCAGAAAUGAUAGAACAGAUAAUAAAAAACAAAAACAUAAUAAAUAAUAAUCAAUGGAAAUAUUUUUUAAAUAAUUUAGCUCCAAUCUUCCCAGUAUUAUAUUGUUAUGCUGACCAAACAUCUAGUCUGGGUCAAAUUGUUUUGGAUUUGUUUGACCCCGAUCAAGCAGAGAAACUCAAUAUUUCAAAAUUAGUACUGCUUCAUUCAACAGUUGCAAUGUUGUUCAGCAAAGAUAAAAAAUCUCGGGUUGAAGCAAAUAAUAGAAUAACAUGGAUUCUUAAAACAUCUCUAAAUAGAAACAUUGAACUGCCAAAUGAUAUUUUUUUAAUGGAAAUUGAUGAAGUAAAUGAACAUGUAGACAAACCCAUUGGUGAAUAUAAUAAAAAGGAUUUAGAUGAUAUGAUAGAUUUAAUAUCUAAUAAAUGUUCAAGUCAUCAAACUAUUAAAUGUGCUUUAUACAAAAUAUCAGUAAUACUUGAACAUAAUCAUCUUCAACAACAUUUUAUUCAUAAUGGAGGAAUGGAUAUUAUAUUAAAUUUACUUAAAUCAUCAAAACUGUUUGUUAAUGAACGUGGCUUGUUAAUUGCAUUAUUAAAAUUAACUUUAUGUUUCACAAAGAAAAAAAAAAUUAUUAAUGAUCAUAACUCAUUAGCAAAUAAUAUUGAAAUACAACUUCAAUUAAUAGCAGUUCUAUCUGAUUUCCAUGAAGUUCCACUUGUAAAACAGUAUGUGUUCCAAAUUUUUUUUUAUUGUAUUUUCAAUCAAUAUUUAACUUCCUAUGGAGAAAUACCAAAAGUAGUUGUGAAUAAAAUAAAUACUCCUAUUAAAUUCAACAAAUACUCUUAUACAACUAAUAAUUCUGAUGAUACAAUGUUAUUUUCAAGAAUUAAAGAGAACCACAAUUGUAUGGAAGUUUUAAUACUAACAUGGCAUUUGAAACAUUAUGAUAGUAUUGAUGUAUUUUUAGAAAAUGGCCUCACCGCAAACUCACAAAACGAUAUAUUCAACAAUGUUUUUCAACGUUUUAGAAAAGCCUGUAUUAAAUGGUCAGUUAAAAAAUGCUUGGUUGACUUAAUUGCUGCCCAGUCACAUCAAGUAGCAUUAGCCAUUCUUGGUGAUUUAAAAAGAUAUUUAGAAAUAAGUGUAUACAUUGAGCAAUUUGAAGUAGAUGAAGAACUAUUUGAAAAUGCAUUAAAAAAGUUUUUGAUAUUGCCUCCAAUUUUUUUAACUGAUUUACAAACAUUAAUCGUUGUUUUAAAACUAUUACAUUUUGCAUUGACAAAAAGAGUAUUAAUGAAAAAAUUAAAUUGGGUAGCUGAAAUAUUAACAAAAUCUGAAUCUAUGCAUCAUAAUUUGGCGGAUGAUUUUAAAAAAGACGAGAAAUCAAAACAAUUGUGUAAUCAAUUUUGUAUUGAACUUUAUGAAGUAUAUUGGCUUUGCUUAAAAAACUAUAGUCAUUUUUCAACUUUAAGCUUAACAAAACUAUUAUUUGAUCGAUUGGCAUCUUCAAAAAAAGAAAUUGUUUUAUUACAAAUUAAUAUGAAGUGUCUUACUUUAUUAACGGAAAAUCCAAAAAAUAUAGAUAAAGACUUUGUAAAAAUAUAUUUAUCUCAAUUUAUUUCAUUAAAAACAAUACUGAUGAAUAACUUGGAUGAAAAAAGUUUGCAGCGAAGUUAUUUAAUUGUCCUAAACCACAUCCUUCACCAUACAAUUUUAGUACCAAAUAUUUCUGAAGUAUGGUCUAUGUACGACUGGGAAACAUGGACAUGGUCAAUGAUACAUAGUACUGAUUUAUUAGUACGCGCUCUAGUCUUUCAAUUUUCAGCUGGCUUGGCAGUCAUUGAUAUUCCAGUGUCACAUAAUUUAAUUCAUCUUGCAUUAAAUUAUUUUUGUGAAUCAAGUUGCUUGGAAAAUUGUGUUGUUGCCGAGCAAGCAGCUUUAUUUUGUUCAAAUCUAUUUUGCUUCCCUAAGUUUAAAAGUUUAUGCCACCAAUGCAUUAUUAAAUUGGAUUUUGAUGCUUUUGUUCAAAUUAUUAAUUUGUGUUCAUACUACGACUAUACCAAACCUGAAAAAAAAAACUUUAUGACAUCUCCAAAACUUGUGUCCAAUAUAUGCUGCAUGUUUUUCAAUAUGUUUACAUUGACAGAAGUAAAUUUAUAUGAACUCGAUCAACAUAGUCAAUUUUUACAAGCACUUUUCAUGUGCUUAAAAAAAUAUUUGACUCCUAUGAGUAUUGAAAACCCUAAUGUCAUGGAGAUGUGUGGUCGCAUAUGUUCCGUUCUUACACUAUUUAUACCUGUUAGCAAUUAUAAUUUUGAAAAUGUAUUAAAUUCUUUAAAUGUUAUCUAUGAAAGGAUUAAUAUUAAUUUGGAUUAUUGUACAACAAUGGUUUGGAGAUCAUUAUUUAGACUGACAACAAUAGUUAUACAGUAUACAAAUUAUAAAACAUUUGUUAUAACAAAUAAUUUGAUAACUGCAUUAUUAACUAGUGUAACUUCCGAAAAUAAAGAUUUAUGUAUUGAAGCAUUAAAUCUAGUUUCUUUAGUUUGUCCACAACUAUCUAAAAAGUUUGCUCAUCGUGUUUGUAACAUUUUAAUUCAUACAUUGCUCUUGGAGUGGAAUCAUAAAUUAAAACGAAAAAUGUUAUUAACUGCAUUAUCGAACAUAUUUAUUGAGCACCCAAUCACAUAUGAAACAGCGAAGCAUGACAAUGACAUAUUACAUUUCAUCAUUUCUAAAUUGAAAAUUAUGCAGCUACAAGUUACUAAACAAUCAAAUCAAAAAUCAAAAAUAUUACAAAAUGAGUAUUUGGAAAUUGUGAAAUUUUGUUGCAAUUUAUUUCAUGGAUGUAAUGACGCUAGAGAAGAUGCUUCCGCUGAAUUACCAGAUUUAGUUCAUAAACUUUGGCCUAUUGUUGUUGCCAACCCUAAAUCAGAUAUUUUAAUGUGUACACUACAAAUGCUUGUAUCACUUACAUCUGCAUGUCCUUCUGCAUGCAGUGCAAUGACAAUGACUAGCAGUACACUUGGAAUGGAACCAAAAACAAAAUGUACUUCAUUUUCAUUAUUUCAUGAAGUAAUUACUUUAUCUACUAAUUUUAAUUUAAACGAAGAUAUUUUGAAUAUUACGCUGCUGUUAGUUUUAAACUGUUGCCAAGCUCAAGAAUGUCGUGUAACAAUUACAAAAAGUAAACUAUUGUCAAGCAUCGUGUUGGCUCUUAAUCUUAAAGACAAAAAAUGUCCAAUUAAGAUUGAACAACAAUAUUUAAAAUUUUUACUGGUUUUAACAAGUUACAACGAGGGACAAAUACACCUUUUAAAAGUUGAAAAUGUUUUGGAUACUUUAGUAGAUCUCUUAAAAUCAAAUUAUGUAAAUGAUUCUUUAGCCAUAUUGAGAAACUUGUGUUUUAAUGGACAAAACCGUGCAGUUAUUUUGUCGUCAGAUGUGUUUCUAGACGGGGUUAAAACCUUAUUAGAAACUGGAAACCCUACAGACCAAAAUUAUAAAGAUAUUAGCUUAGCCAUAUGGUCAAUUGCAUGCAACAACCAAAAAGCUCGUCUUCAACUAUGUCAUUGGGGUAUAGAUAGAUAUUUUGAAAAAUUAUCUGAUUUAGUAAUAUGUAGUGAUGAAACAAAAAGCAUUUUGAACUGUACAUAUAAAGUUCUAAAAAGCUAAACUGGACGUCAAACAUUUUUUUUAUGAAAAUAUUACCAUGCAAGACAAAAAGUUCUAAAUGUUUGCAAAUCAAAUUGAUUCAUUAAGUUAAAAUAAUAAU
Molecule: messenger RNA, 5200 nt
Organism: Acyrthosiphon pisum (pea aphid)
Lineage: Eukaryota; Metazoa; Arthropoda; Insecta; Hemiptera; Aphididae
Exons: 30
Coding region: 130-5100 (1656 amino acids)
Biological process (GO): ciliary basal body organization; centriole replication; centriole-centriole cohesion
Cellular component (GO): ciliary basal body; centrosome; centriole
Source: RefSeq, a predicted model, not a curated record